AUCCUGGAACCAGAUUUGACACCAGAUAAGCAGCCCUCUCAGUCUCAACGAUCCACACUAAGUGGGUUUGUAAGACAUCUUCAUGUGUAAGGGACUUUCCUCCCUGCCGUCUUCAUGUCUGGAGAGGGCAAAAGGGAUGCGGGUGAAAUUCAGCCACCUGGCUGAGACGCACCACAAACACAAGGUUCAGGAUUGGAGAACUCCUCAGGACCUGGAGACUCUACUGAACCACAAAGGUGGUCAGCAAGCAUUUCAUGGGUUCCUGCGUUCAGAGUUCAGUGAGGAGAACCUGGAGUUCUGGCUGGCCUGCGAGGACUAUGAGGUUUCACCUUGUAACCUGCAGAAGAUCAAGGCCGGCAGCAUCUACAGCCGGUUUAUCAACCCUGACGCACCAAAGGAGGUAAACCUGGAUGCUGAGACUCGUGAGACUCUGCUGAGUAUGAUAGACUCUCCUUAUCCCGAGAUGUUCAAGGCGGCACAGCACACCAUCUACACUCUGAUGGCCAAAGACUCCUUCCCUCGCUUCCUGCGCUCUCAUCCCUGCAUAGAGGCUAUUAGGGCUUUUUAAAAGGCAACAUUUUAUCACCUCAAACCUGCUUUAUAAGAAGUUGCUGAUGAAUCCGUACUGCUGGACAUGUCGAUUGUAUUUUAUAGUUUAUUCUAGCACGUAGCUUUGUUUUGUGAUUGUUUACCGUGUCAUUUUUCUGCGGUUUGCAGUAACUGUGUUGACAUAGAAACCUCAUCUUUGUGAAGCUAACAUGUAGGUGCAACUAAAUUAUGCCUCUGUACUACAUAAGCUACUGUACAUUUGAUUACAAUAUUAAAACUACUAUUAAAACUG
Messenger RNA from Solea senegalensis (Senegalese sole), 841 nucleotides. RefSeq names its product regulator of G-protein signaling 5. NCBI's taxonomy places the organism in Eukaryota, Metazoa, Chordata, Actinopteri, Pleuronectiformes, Soleidae. The transcript is spliced from 6 exons. Bases 83 to 568 code for a protein of 161 amino acids. The record is from RefSeq and is a predicted model, not a curated record.